Nicotiana attenuata is the source of this 1897-nucleotide messenger RNA. Its product is annotated as L-ascorbate oxidase homolog. The transcript is spliced from 8 exons. NCBI's taxonomy places the organism in Eukaryota, Viridiplantae, Streptophyta, Magnoliopsida, Solanales, Solanaceae. The record is from RefSeq and is a predicted model, not a curated record. The coding region runs from base 19 to 1641 and encodes 540 amino acids. Gene Ontology annotation, molecular function: copper ion binding; oxidoreductase activity.
ACAAAAAGGAAAGAAGAAAUGGUGCCGCUAAAACUCGCAGUAGCGGCAUUUUUAGUGGUAGGAUUAGUUGUGAAUACAGUAGCAGAAGAUCCUUAUAGAUUCUUUGAGUGGAAUGUUACUUAUGGCACUAUUUAUCCUCUUGGAGUUCCUCAACAGGGAAUUUUGAUCAAUGGCCAAUUUCCUGGACCUGAUAUUUACUCUGUUACUAAUGACAAUAUCAUUAUCAACGUUUUCAACAGCUUGGACGAACCUUUUCUUCUUUCCUGGAAUGGAAUACAAAACAGAAGAAACUCAUUUGAAGACGGAGUAUAUGGUACAACAUGCCCAAUACCACCAGGAAAAAAUUUCACAUACAUUCUACAAAUGAAAGAUCAAAUAGGAAGUUAUUACUAUUUCCCUUCUCUUGCAUUUCACAAAGCUGCUGGUGGUUUCGGAGGAAUUAAAAUUCUCAGCAGGCCUAGAAUCCCCGUUCCUUUUCCGGAUCCUGCAGACGAUUACACCGUCCUCAUUGGAGAUUGGUACAAGAAAAACCACACGGCGUUGAAAGCAAUUCUUGAUGGAGGAAAGAAGUUACCUUUUCCUGAUGGCAUUCUUAUCAAUGGACGUGGACCUAAUGGUGUUUCUUUCACAGUUGAGCAAGGGAAAACUUAUAGACUGAGGAUAUCCAAUGUUGGAUUACAAAAUUCGUUGAAUUUCCGUAUUGAGGGACACAAGAUGAAAUUAGUUGAAGUAGAGGGAACACACACAUUGCAAACUACUUAUUCCUCACUUGAUGUUCAUGUUGGGCAAACCUAUUCUGUCCUCAUUACAGCUGAUCAAGAAGCUAAAGACCACUACAUUGUUGUUUCAUCGCGUUUCACAUCUCAGGUCCUCACUACCACCGGUGUACUUCAUUAUAGCAACUCUAACACCCCCGUCUCUGGUCCUCCUCCUGGUGGUCCUACCAUCCAAAUCGAUUGGUCCCUUAACCAAGCCCGCUCCAUCAGGACAAACUUGUCGGCAAGUGGACCAAGGCCAAAUCCACAAGGUUCAUACCAUUAUGGAAUGAUCAACACAACCCGAACCAUCAGACUUGCUAGUUCUGCUGGUCAAGUAAAUGGCAAGCAGAGAUAUGCAGUCAACAGCGUGUCGUUUGUGCCACUUGAUACUCCUCUCAAGCUUCUUGACUACUUCAAAGUUGGUGGAUUCCGCGUUGGAAGCAUAUCUGAUGCUCCAAGUGGUGGAGGAAUUUUCCUAGACACGUCUGUUCUAGGCACUGAUUACAGGCAGUUCAUUGAGAUUGUAUUCGAGAACACUGAGGACAUCGUCCAAAGCUGGCAUCUCAAUGGCUACUCUUUCUGGGUUGUAGGGAUGGAUGGAGGGCAGUGGACUCAAGCUAGUAGAAACGGAUACAAUCUUCGUGAUGCAGUUGCACGUUGCACAACUCAGGUGUAUCCUAAGUCAUGGACUGCCAUAUAUAUUGCAUUGGACAAUGUAGGAAUGUGGAACCUAAGGACUGAAUUUUGGGCACGACAAUACCUCGGACAACAAUUAUACAUGAGAGUUUACACUACAUCAACUUCUUUGAGAGAUGAAUAUCCAAUUCCAAGGAACGCUCGUCUUUGUGGCAAAGUGGCUGGCCGGCACACACGACCACUUUAAGCAAAGUUUGCAAUUCUAAUAGAGAGGAAUUUUAUUUAUACAGUCCUUAUUAUUGCGAGUUUUAGAAGUAAUAUCUUAUUACUACUACUACUACGGCCAUUGGUUUACCACUAGCUGCUAAUUUGAAUGACCUUAACUCAAGGUCUCAUUCUUUCUUCCACGGAACUUUGUAUUUCGUUCUUUCCCCAUUGUUUUAGUUGUAUUAAAAUGAAGUGUUUUUUUUCCAUUAGUGUAUGCAGAUUUGAUGCUUUCUACA